Messenger RNA from Xiphophorus maculatus (southern platyfish), 2463 nucleotides. It is a transcript of the gene zdhhc22, whose product is annotated as zinc finger DHHC-type containing 22. The coding region runs from base 115 to 948 and encodes 277 amino acids. NCBI's taxonomy places the organism in Eukaryota, Metazoa, Chordata, Actinopteri, Cyprinodontiformes, Poeciliidae. The record is from RefSeq and is a predicted model, not a curated record. Gene Ontology annotation, cellular component: Golgi apparatus. Gene Ontology annotation, biological process: protein palmitoylation. Gene Ontology annotation, molecular function: palmitoyltransferase activity. The transcript has 3 exons.
ACGUGGCUGAAUAAAGACAUCUUCUUGUCUGCGCUUGAAAGAGGCAGCAGAGCACCGAGCCGAGGCUCCGUGGUGCUGAAAAGACAGCUCCCCCGCUUUCUCACAGCUGCAGAUAUGUUCACCCGGAUGUUAAAGCUGAGACUGCUUAAUGCCGUAGCACCUGCGUACUUCUUUGCAGCUACAACAGUCACAUUUAUUUUACACUUUUGCCUCUUCAUCCCGACAAUCUUCCCCAACCCGGACACAUCGCUGAAGAGCUCCACAGCCUUUCACACAACUGUUUUCCUCUUCCUGAUGUUUAAUGCUUUGGGGAAUUACAUAAUGACAAUCAAAUAUCCGGCCGAGAGUGACAACGAGAUUGCGAUUCCUGUGUGUUCGCCAAGUUGCUCGGACAAAGUGGAUUCCCACUACCUACUUAAUGGCCGUCAUUUCUGCAAACUGUGCAGGAAGGUCAUUUUCAGGAGGGAUCACCACUGUUUUUUCACUGGAAACUGCAUCGGCAACAAGAACAUGCGUUACUUCAUCAUGUUCUGUAUCUACACAUCAUGCGUAUGUAUGUACUCUUUGGUUCUUGGCGUGGCCUUCCUGACAGUCGAGUACUCCAUCUCCUUUGAGAACCCGUUGACCUUCCUGACCCUUCUCCCUCUCUCCACUGCCUACUUCUUCAUGGGCACAAUCUCUGGCCUGCAGCUGUUCCUAGUGCUGAUGCUCUAUGUAUGGCUGGGCAUUGGCUUGGUGUGUGCAGGUUUCUGCUGCCAGCAGGUGCUGCUGGUGGCCCGGGGGCAGACCUGGUGUCAGAUGCAGAGAGGGGAGCUGGUGGAUAACCGCAGCCCCUGGAAAGCAAACCUCAAGGAUGUUUUUGGCACCCGCUGGAUCCUUGGUCUUAUUCUGCCUGUGCAAACAGUGGAGAUGUACUCUGAAGACACAGAUGGACUCAAGCAAGACUGACAGUUGUCCAUCUGUCUCAGUAACAGUCACUCUUAGGUCAACCAAGUGAUUCAUUUAGCAAAAAGGUUUUCAGCAUUUACUAUAGGUGGAAAUUAAUUUUUAAUCUGUAUGGAUACUUUAUGAUGUUUGAAAUUUACAAGAUAGCUGAUAGUUUCAUCCUCUUACAGGUAGGAACCAUAUAAGCAAUGUGAAAUAAGUGCUUAGUAUAAAUGUUUAUUCUUAAAAAGGCAUUUCUAAAGGCAAUAUUAGGAAAAAUAAGUUAUGCUGUACCUUCCUCCAGAGUCUGGAAAACCGAUCAUCGGUUUUCAUCCAAUCAGUAGUCUGACUUUACGGCAUCCUCCCAACAUAUCCAUAGCCUUAGCAAAGAUGUGUAAAAAGGCCUUAAAAUAAAUACAGCUCUUAUUGCAAUAGCUUAAUCCUAUAUUGAAUAUUUAAGAAAAAUGCUCCUCUCCAUAAGAUUGAUUUUGUGUCCAGUUAGUGAUUAUGCAACUUUUCCUAUGAAGCCAUUCACCUUAACAGGGUUGCAGGGUCUUUGGAAGCGAUACAAACCUACAGCACAAUCAGAGGAACAGACACUUGUCCACAUAUACUUUGUUUCAAACCCAUGCUUGUUGCAAAAGACUCCAUCUUAAGGACAUGGAUCCUUUUCGGUAAAAACAGAAAAAGUGAAUUCCUAGAUUACAUCGUAAAUUUCCGUGUUAAACUUUUUAAGUGUAUUUGUGUUGUUUACAGUUUUCAAGUAGCCACUUCCUGACUGAAGAUCAGCACGUCUGCCUUACAUGAAUGGCAUAUUUUUUGUCUUUCCUAUUCUGAAUAGAUGAGAGAAGUGAUAGUACGUAAACAUUUUUCCCAAAAAGGGGAAAAGUAGCACAUCUAUAAUUUUAUUCAUUCUAGAUACAUGAUCUCCCUUCAAAUAAUCAUUUUGCUAAAUUGUCAAUGUGCUGUGACUCAAGGCCUCAGUUUUACACAUCUCCUUUUGGCAUUAAAAUAAGCGAGGUGGGUGCUGUGUUUUACAACAAGCAAGUUUCCUAGCAAUAUUAUAUGUUUGCCUUUAAAGCUUUGUGUUAUAUAACUGCCAGUACCAUGCAGUGUUCUGAGAUUAUCUUUGCUAACCCUAAUUUGAUUCUACAGUUUGACAUUCAGGAAACCAGGGACAGUUUUCACUGUUAAAUUAAGGGCUAACAGAUGAAGAAAGAAUUGGCAGCAUAAACAGCCAGACUGCUUGAGUUGAACUUGGGGACAUUUUCUACUCACACUAAUGUUUUUCAGAAUGAAAAUUUACAACAGAAAUGGAAAUUAUAAUAUCCAGGGUAUUAUUCACAAUGUGCCAUGCUUAUAGGCAAAGAUUUGGUAUCUUCUUCCUCUGCUAAUGACAGGAUAAGCAGCAUUAGAACAGGAUUUUAUUCCCCGUUUCUGAUGCAUCUACAGCUGCUUAGUCAAAAGUUACGGGCAUUUUGGUAUUCAAGCAUACUUUUGGAGAAUAUGUUACCUAUUUGAGUAUUGCAAUAAAGGUUU